Octopus sinensis (East Asian common octopus) is the source of this 657-nucleotide messenger RNA. Its product is annotated as inositol monophosphatase 2-like. Gene Ontology annotation, biological process: signal transduction; inositol metabolic process; phosphatidylinositol phosphate biosynthetic process. The record is from RefSeq and is a predicted model, not a curated record. Lineage: Eukaryota; Metazoa; Mollusca; Cephalopoda; Octopoda; Octopodidae. The transcript is spliced from 2 exons. The annotation marks the transcript as partial. Gene Ontology annotation, molecular function: inositol monophosphate 1-phosphatase activity.
AACCCUCAUCUACCAAAACCAAAAGUUCAAAAACCACAGGUCCAUCUCAGUUCCUAUUUUAGAUUUAUUGGCGAAGAGACCAUCGCUCAAAGUUGGGGACUCGGAGACGAAUUCACGUGGAUUGUCGACCCUAUUGACGGAACCUCCAACUUUGUUCACAAUUUUCCCAAUUUUUGUGUCUCGAUUGCAGUGACAUUCCAGAAGCAGGUGAGUUCUGGACUAACGGAUAAGCCUGUCGUAGGGGUCGUCUUCAAUCCGUCCACUAAAGAAAUGUUUUCUGCCAUCAAAGGUCGGGGAGCCUUCAAAAAUGGCCAAGAAAUGCGAGUCUCAUCAGUUUCUGGUAACAAAUGAGAUCAAAAAGUAGAACUGAGUCGAGCAUUGGUUAUUGCAGAGUACGGAGGGUGGCGGUCGGAAAGUGUGACUUUUCAAAAGAUUUCUAACAACCGGAAUCUUAUUUGCAAAGGAAUUCGAAUGAACGGAAGUGCUGCCUUAAAUAUGUGCUAUGUCGCCGAUGGUCGGGCAGAUGCUUACUUGGAGUUUGGAAUAAACGUUUGGGAUUAUGCGGCAGGGGUGGUUAUAGCUCAGGAGGCGGGGGCGUGUGUGAUGAAUCCUUAUAAUGGUUUUGUCUCCGUUUGUAGUUGCAGGGGGGAAUGUUGA